This is a messenger RNA of Alligator sinensis (Chinese alligator), 990 nucleotides long. Its product is annotated as olfactory receptor 51Q1-like. Gene Ontology annotation, cellular component: membrane. The record is from RefSeq and is a predicted model, not a curated record. The transcript is spliced from 2 exons. Gene Ontology annotation, molecular function: G protein-coupled receptor activity; olfactory receptor activity. NCBI's taxonomy places the organism in Eukaryota, Metazoa, Chordata, Crocodylia, Alligatoridae. Gene Ontology annotation, biological process: G protein-coupled receptor signaling pathway. The coding region runs from base 1 to 990 and encodes 329 amino acids.
AUGCCUCUCCAGCGGAGCAACACCAACUUCACGUGUUUGACCUUCACCCUGGCAGGUGUCCGAGGGCUGGAUGCUGGGCACCUCUGGCAGACCAUCCCCUUCUCUUCCAUUUACCUCGUGGCCCUUGAAGGGAACUGCACAAUUCUCUUCAUCAUCAAGAUGGACCCCAGCUUGCAUGAGCCCAUGUACUACUUCCUCUCCAUGCUGGCUCUCGCUGACCUGGGCUUGUCCCUAUGUACGAUGCCAACGGUGCUGAGCAUCCUCUGGCUGAACUCCAGACAAAUCAGUGCUGGUGCCUGCUUCACUCAGUUUUAUUUUAUUCAUACAUUUUCCUUCUUGGAGUCCUCGGUGCUGCUGGCCAUGGCCUUUGACCGCUACGUGGCCAUCUGCCACCCUCUGCGAUAUGCCUCCAUCCUGACCAGCAGCAGAAUAGCCAAGAUAGGCUUGGCCAUUCUGGGCAGAUGCGUCUUCAUCGUGAUGCCUGGUGUCUUUGUGCUCAGAAAGUUACCAUUUUGUAGGUCCCAUGCACUCUCCCAUUCUUACUGUCUGCACCAGGAUCUGAUGAAGCUGGUGUGUGCAGACAUCACGUUCAAUAUAGUGUAUGGAUUAUCGUUAGCCAUCCUCAUUUUCAUGUUAGACUCGCUGCUAAUUUUUGCCUCCUAUAUCUUGAUCUUCAAGACCAUCCUGAGCAUCGCCUCCCGUGAAGAAUGUCUCAAAGCUCUGAACAACUGCUUGUCCCACAUCUUUGCAGUCUUAAUAUUAUAUAUCCCGAUGGCUGGUGUAUCUAUCGUUCACAGGUUUGGCCAACACACAUCCCCUGUGGUUCAUGUUCUGAUGGCAAAUGUCUACCUGCUUGUCCCACCGGUGAUGAAUCCUAUCAUUUACAGCAUCAAAACAAAGCAGAUCCGCCAAGGCAUCCUCAGACUUUUCUCUCUGCAGAGGACCUAUGGUACAUGGCCUGAAAGAAGUGUGGUAACACCUCAUAGAUAA